AGCCGCCGCGCCGUAUUUUAUGUACGGCCCCGGCGUUCAUCUAUUAAGCCUUAGUGGCCGGGAAUCGGUUGCCGGUAAUAAUGCGGUCAAUACAAGUGCCCUGUUUUGCGAUGCAAACCGUGCGGGAGAUAAGGAUUAUUGCAAUAAUAGUAAUAAUGUUAAUUCAGAUACCGUAGUGUCUGACCAAACGUUUAGAGUACUGCCGGCUAUUAUAAUGUUAGCCAUAUGUAGUUUUUGUAAUGGUAUUGGUUUUGUGGCGUUCACUACAAUUGGUUAUAUAUUUGUUGAUGAUUCUGUCAAAAAGAAAAAUGCGCCCAUUUAUUUAGGUCUAACGGGAGCCAUACGUCUGUGCGGACCGACAUUUGCAUACGUGCUUUCAUCCUAUUGUUUGAGAUUUUAUGAAAACCCAUUUUUUGAGCCGGGCAUUGGGCCAAACGACCCGAGAUGGAUCGGUGCAUGGUGGAUUGGAUUUAUUAUCAUUGGCACAAUAAUCAUAUUAUUCUCGAUACCCAUGUUCAUGUUUCCAAGAAGUUUCCUAAUUAGCAAAAGAAUAGAAAGUCAACAAAAACAGAAUACAGACAACAUGGUCACAACAAUUAAUGCCAAGAAAACAAACAAAUUAAGUAUUUGGGGUCGAAUAUUAAGGUUGCUAAAAAAUCCCAUAUAUGUUUGUUAUACAUUGGGCAGUACAUUGCGACUGUUUUCACUGGCCGGAUACGGAACGUUCAACGCUAGAUAUAUUGAGUCCCAAUAUCACACGUCCGCCUCCACUGCUAAUCUAUUUUCGGGCGUGCUUGGUGUAAUUCCGAUGUCAACGGGCUAUUUACUAGGUGGUUUAAUAGUGCGCAAAUUUCUUCCCGGCCCUCGACUUUUAAUCACGUUUAUAACAGCCGUUGAAUUAUUAUCAGCGAUGGGUAUUAUAUCGGGAAUAUUUCUCGAGUGCCCUCAAUCACAGUUUGCAGGCACUUCACUUUCAAACACAGAUUUUCAGUUUCAAUCCAAGUGUAACGAUAAUUGUUUUUGCGAACAUGCUAAAUAUCAGCCCAUUUGCGGUCCUGACAACCAAACCAAUUACUUUUCUCCCUGUAUUGCCGGUUGUCGUACAAGUGAUACAACAAAUACUACACAUACUAAAUAUACGGAUUGUAACUGUUUUGAUGGAUCGGCAACUGAUGGCUAUUGUACUACUGAUUGUGGAAACAAUUUGUUUAUUUAUGUAUUAAUGUUAGGAAUAGGGAGCAUAAUUUGUUAUUUAGCAAAAGUUGGUAGCAACAUUGUUUGUAUGAGAAUAGUGGACAAAGAAGACAAGAGUUUUGCCAUCGCAAUGAUUCCCUAUCCUAUCAUAUAUGGCUCAGUGGUUGACGGGUCGUGUCUAAUAUGGGAGUCCCGGUGCGGACAGAGAGGCAACUGUUGGGUAUACGACACACACAAACUGCAACGUAAUCUACAUUUACUAACACUCGCGCCGUAUUUGACGGUAAACAUGACCAAGAUGACCAAAUGGACACCAGUUGUGGGCUUGGUUCAUGGAAGCCCGGGUAUUGUGCAGAAUAUGUCCGCCACUUAUUUAAUAGCAGUGUUAACAUCACUGGAAAAGCGAUUCGCGUUUGACUCCAAGAUAUCCGGAAUCAUAUUAAUUGCUGACAAUGUUAUGGAAAUGAUUCUUAGUCCAAUUGUUGGCUAUUUGGGCAACCGGUUCAGUAGACCCCGUAUGAUAGCACUGAGCGAAUUAGUAUUAAUAUUAUCAUGUGUGGUCAACGCGUCGCCAUACUUUUUCUACGGCCCGGGAACACACCUACUAUACGAAAACAGUGUGACCAGCAAAAUGUUUACGAAUACCACCCGAUACGAGGUGUGCGCCGAGUCACGGGACUCAGUCGAUUGCUCAGCCAGUGGUGGUCACUCUACCGUAUGGUUGGCAGUAUUUAUAUUGAUACUAGGUAGCGCAUUAAGGGGCAUUGGAUAUAGCGCGUUUUGGUGUUUUGGCGUGCCCUUUAUUGAUGAUAGUGUUAGCAAGGAGAAUUCGCCAAUAUAUAUGAGCUUUUUGGUCAUCCUGCGAAUGUUUGGACCCGCCGGUGUUGAUCCUGGUGUUACGCGCACUGAUCCAAGAUUUAUUGGCGCAUGGUGGAUCGGAUUUCUAGCCAUCGGAUUCAUAUUAUUUUUCAUAAACAUGCCCAUGUUCCUGUUUCCAGCUCAAUUAAAAGGAACCACGCUUAAAGAAAUAACUAGCAAGGAUAAAAGUGGUCGAGGCAUAUGGGUAUGCGCAAAACGUCUGGCUACAAAUCCACUGUUCAUGUUUAACAUGAUAGGCAACGGUUUGCGAUACAGCGGGUUUGCCGGUUACGGUAUCACCAAGCCCAAAUACAUGGAGUCCCAAUACCGGGUGUCUGGCAGUAAGGCCACGCUGCUGACCGGUGUGGCUGGCAUGGUGCCCGACGCUAUUGGUAUAUUAGUUGGCGGUGUAGUGAUCAAAUACUUUAAGCCCAAACCACUCACCCUGAUCGUUUACAUGUUUGCCAUUGAAUGGGUGGGCAAUGGCGGUAUGCUGGCCUCCAUGUUUACUAUGAAUGCCGAGUGUAAUGCUGGCUGCGAUUGCUCUACGAGUAUAUUUACCCCUAUCUGUUCAGCCGAUAGGAUGACCACAUAUUUCUCACCAUGUUAUGCAGGCUGCAAAAAUAUAGAUAGAACUACUGGGAUCAUACCAGGCAUGAUCAGCGCAACAGCCAGGACUGUUUACAUACCCUAUCCAAUUGUAUUUGGUGCGAUCGCCGACUCAGCCUGUCUGGUAUAUGAGAGUACGUGUGGUAAGACUGGUAACUGUUGGCUGUAUGACCAGGAUCGUUUCAGAUAUGUGCUGCACGGUUUUACAUUGACCUUAAUCAUAAUGGGCUCGCUGUUUGAUCUGGGUAUUAUUGCUAAAGCCAGCCGAAUUAAAAACUUUUAUGAUGAUGAUAGUGACGAUAACAAGGAUAAUACUGUUAAUAAUAAUGACCUUUGA
Messenger RNA from Medioppia subpectinata, 2998 nucleotides. The record is from the annotation of a GenBank genome assembly. Lineage: Eukaryota; Metazoa; Arthropoda; Arachnida; Sarcoptiformes; Oppiidae.